Molecule: messenger RNA, 2529 nt
Organism: Acanthosepion pharaonis
Lineage: Eukaryota; Metazoa; Mollusca; Cephalopoda; Sepiida; Sepiidae
Source: the annotation of a GenBank genome assembly
AUGGGCCUGUCACUGGGCCGCCGACUUGGCGAGCCGUCCUGUCCGCGUCACUUGGCCGCUUGGUCCUGCGAGAUGAUCGAUCCUGCUAGCAGUAAGGGUUUUCUCAUUGACCCCCCCAACCUUGCUUUCGAAUUGGCGCCCCCCCUUCUCAUCUUCGUCGCCUGUUUUAUGCACUCUUUCGACCUCGCGUAUUUACUGCAUUUCAAUCUUUUUUCAUUCUUUCUUCAAUAUUUUCUUGGCUUUGUUUUGCUUACUUCGCAAAUCAAAAGCAUUUCAGCUUUUCAUCUUUUUUUUUUUCUAUUCGUUCACCUAUUCCUUUUUCAUUCUCAUUUUUUAUUCUCCCUCUCUAUGCUCCUUCUUCUUUUGUUUUUAUUCUUCCACUCCCUCUCCUCCUUUUAUUCUUCCACUCCCUCUCCUCCUUUUAUUCUUCCACUCCCUCUCCUCCUUUUAUUCUUCCACUCCCUCUCCUCCUUUUAUUCUUCCACUCCCUCUCCUCCUUUUAUUCUUCCUCCCUCUCCUCCUUUUUUUUCUUUCCCUCCCUCUCCUCCUUUUAUUCUUCCCUCCCUCUCCUUUUUUAUUCUUCCCUCCCUCUCCUCCUUUUUUUCUUCUUCUUCCCUUCUCCUCCUUUUGAAUUUUGUCCUCUCUCUUUUUUAUUCUCGUUUUUCUCUCCUCUAUUUUUGUUCUCUCCUCCUUUUAUUCUUCUCUCUCUCUCCUUUUUAUUCUUCCUCUCUCUCUCUUUCCCUCUCCUCUCUCUUUUUAUUCUUCUCCUUUUUAUUCUCCUUCUCUUUUUUAUUAAUUCUUCUAUAUCUCUUUCUAUUCUUUAUUCCUUUUGUCUCUCUCUCUUUUUUCUUCUUUGUUCUUUUGUUUCUCUCUCUUUUUCUUCUGCUCUCUCUCUCUCUCUCUCUCUGUUUUGUUCGCUCUCUCUCUCUCUCUCUGUUUUGUUCUCUCUCUCUCUCUCUCUCUUUUGUUUCUCUCUCUCUCUCUCUCUUUUCUCUCUCUCUCUCUCUGUUUUGUUCUCUCUCUCUCUGUUUUGUUCUUCUCUCUCUCUGUUCAUUUCUCUCUCUCUCUCUCUCUGUUUUGUUAAUUUCUCUCUCUCUCUCUCUUUUUUCGCUCUCUCUCUCUCUCUCUCUCUUUUCUCUCUCUCUCUCUCUCUCUCUGUUUUGUUCGCUCUCUCUCUCUCUCUCUCUCUUUUGUUCUCUUCUCUCUCUCUUUUUCGCUCUCUCUCUCUUCUUCUCUCUCUCUCUUGUUCUCUCUCUCUCUUCUUGUUCGCUCUCUAAAAAAUCAAAUUCUUUCUGUUCUCUCUCUUGUUUUCUCUCUCUCUCUCUUUUUCUCUCUCUCUCUCUUUCUCUUUUCUCUCUCUCUUUUUUUCUCUCUCUUUUGUUUUUAAUCUCUCUCUUUUUUUUCUUCUUUUAUUUUCUCUUUUGUUUUUCUCUCUCUCUUUUUUUUUUCUCUCUUUUGUUUUUUCUCUCUUUUUUUUUUUCUCUCUCUUUUUUUUUCUCUCUCUUUUGUUUUUCUCUCUUUUUGUUUUCUCUCUUUUUUUUUUUUCUCUCUUUUUUUUUUUUUUCUUUCUUUUUUCUCUCUCUUUGUUUUUUUUUUCUCUCUUUUUUUUUUUCUCUCUCUCUCUUUCUCUCUUUUUUUUUCUCUCUCUCUCUCUCUUUUGUUUUCUCUCUCUCUCUCUUUUGCUUCUUUACUUUCUUUUCUAUAUUGUUUUCCCCUCUCUCUUCAUUUUUCUCUUUCUGUUCGUCUCAUUCUUUAUUAUAUCUGUUCUUUUUUUUUCCUUACCCUCUCCCCCUCCUUAUCCUUAUUUAUUAUUCUCUCUUUUUAUCUUCGUUUUCUUUUCUCCUUCCCCCUAUUCCUGCUUGUCUUUUCUUUCUAUUUCUUAUCUGCCUCUCUCCAUCCUUUCAACCCCACACGACAACUACAAUGAAUAGCUUUUUCUUUCAUUUCCAGUUUCUCUUCAUUUUCCACUACAAAAGGAAGGGAGAUUUUCUCUCUCACUCAUUCCCUCUCACUCUCUCUCAUUCCCUCUCUCUCUCUCUCAUUCCCUCUCUCUCUCUCUCAUUCCCUCUCUCUCUCUCUCAUUCCCUCUCUCUCUCAUUCCCUCUCUCUCUCUCUCAUUCCCUCUCACUCUCUCUCUCUCUCAUUCCCUCUCACUCUCUCUCUCUCUCAUUCUCUCUCUCUCUCUCUCUCUCUCAUUCCCUCUUUUCUCUCUCUCUCCUCUCUCUCUUUCUCUCUCAUUCUCUCUCUCUCUCUCUCUCUCUCUCUCUCUCUCUCUCUCUCUCUCUCUCUCUCUCUCUCUCUCUCUCUCUCUCUCUCAUUCUCUCUCUCCUCUCUCAUUCUCUCUCUCUCUCUCACUCUCUCAUUCUCUCUCUUAAAACUCUCUCAUCUCUCUCUCUCUCUCCUCUCUCAUUCUCUCUCUCUCUUUCUCUCUCUCAUUCUCUCUCUCAUUUAUUUUAUCUCUCAUUCACUCUCUCAAAAUCACCUCUCUCUCUCACUCUUUAUCUCUCAUUCUCUCUCUCUCUCAUUUAG